AUGAUUUUGAUGUCAUUCGACUCAGCUCGUCUAGCUCUUUCGAAUGAGAUAUUAUUUGACCAAUUUACGCUCUGUUUAUUUUUCGAAAUUUUUCCCAAAUGUCAAAUAUCUGAAUUUCGGGUUCGGGAUUCGACUUUUCCAAAAUCCGAGUUCAGAUUCGCAAUCAGCAUAUUUUUUUACCCUAGAAAAAUCCUUUUUCUUAUUUUUAAGAUUUUUUUCCGCAGGGACCCCAAUUCUCCUGGAUUGCCUGGAAUUCAGUCAAAGCCCUCUAUUAAGACAUCGCCUCCAACAUUACUUCUCUUCCCCUGGCAGUCCCAAGAUUCUCAUAAUAGUUUCAACAAAAGAAACUUCACUACAACAUUUAAUUUAUAUAAACAAAUUUUAGGAAUAGCUGUAAUACAUGGAGAACAAAAAGUAGAUGAAGAAAGUGGCAGAGAAGAUGGCCGUCAAAGUCCUCCAACAGCUUCACUUGGUGUUUCUUAUGAAUUUCUUCCUCCCAACGUUCCAAAAGACAAACCUCCCCUUACUGUUGUUGGGGAUGUUAGUAAUAAAAUUGCGAUAAUUGUGGAUGAUAUUAUUGACGAUGCUCAUUCAUUUGUUGCUGUUGCAGAGGUUUUGAAAGCGCGUGGAGCUAAAAAAAUUUAUGUAGUUGCAACACACGGACUGCUUUCACUCGAUGCGCCAUCACUUCUUGAGGCAUCGCCGAUUGAUGAGAUAAUUGUCACAAACACAGUUCCACAUGAAAUUCAAAAGCAGCGUUGCCACAAAAUCAAAACUGUUGACAUUUCACUUUUGCUCUGUGAAGCAAUUCGACGAAUAUACAACAAUGAAUCAAUGGCUCCGCUGUUUAAAGAUCUUACAAUUGAUGACUAA
Molecule: messenger RNA, 873 nt
Organism: Meloidogyne enterolobii
Lineage: Eukaryota; Metazoa; Nematoda; Chromadorea; Rhabditida; Meloidogynidae
Source: the annotation of a GenBank genome assembly